Molecule: messenger RNA, 4804 nt
Organism: Peromyscus californicus insignis
Lineage: Eukaryota; Metazoa; Chordata; Mammalia; Rodentia; Cricetidae
Gene: Oprk1
Product: opioid receptor kappa 1
Exons: 5
Coding region: 355-1497 (380 amino acids)
Biological process (GO): G protein-coupled opioid receptor signaling pathway; sensory perception of pain; neuropeptide signaling pathway
Cellular component (GO): membrane; neuron projection
Molecular function (GO): dynorphin receptor activity; neuropeptide binding
Source: RefSeq, a predicted model, not a curated record
CUAAAAAGAGACUGGUCCUGCGAACUAUGAAGACACGAAAAUUCCAAACACAUUGUGCAUACUGUGAAUACUCCCAGUGAUCCCAUGCACUCUGGUCACUGCACAAGUGCUCUUUUCUGUUGCUGGACCAGAGCUAAGCCCUGGACUGCCAGCCUGGAAGCUGCAGCGCUGAGGGAGGGAGCAAAGCGUUGUGCAGCUGGGGACAUUGGAAUUGCAGAGCCUCCUCCAGUUGUGGGAGCCACGCACUGAGCAGCGAGACCUGGACCCAUCCAGGUAGAACAGCUACCCAGGAACAAGAGUGACAGCUGGGAGGCCGACGGUGACUUGGGAAGCAAGGGAUCCAGAGCCCUCACCAUGGAGUCCCCGGUCCAGAUCUUCCGUGGGGAGCCAGGCCCCACCUGCGCCCCGAGUGCUUGCCGACUCCCCAACAGCAGCGCUUGGGUCCCUAACUGGGUAGAAUCGGAAAGCAACGGCAGUAUGAGCUCAGAGGACCAGCAGCUGGAGACAGCACACAUCUCCCCGGCCAUCCCUGUCAUCAUCACCGCUGUCUACUCUGUAGUGUUCGUGGUGGGCUUGGUGGGCAAUUCGCUGGUCAUGUUUGUCAUCAUUCGAUACACGAAGAUGAAGACAGCAACCAACAUCUACAUAUUUAACCUGGCUUUGGCAGAUGCCUUGGUUACUACCACCAUGCCCUUCCAGAGUGCUGUUUACUUGAUGAAUUCCUGGCCUUUUGGAGAUGUUCUGUGCAAAAUUGUCAUUUCCAUAGACUACUACAACAUGUUUACCAGCAUAUUCACCUUGACCAUGAUGAGUGUGGACCGCUACAUCGCUGUGUGUCACCCUGUGAAAGCUUUGGAUUUCCGCACACCUUUGAAAGCAAAGGUCAUCAAUAUUUGCAUUUGGCUCUUGUCAUCAUCUGUUGGCAUAUCAGCAAUAGUACUUGGAGGCACCAAAGUUAGAGAAGAUAUGGAUGUCAUUGAGUGCUCCUUACAGUUUCCUGAUGAUGACUAUUCCUGGUGGGACCUCUUCAUGAAGAUCUGUGUUUUCAUCUUUGCCUUCGUGAUCCCCGUCCUCAUCAUCAUUGUCUGCUACACCCUAAUGAUCCUUCGCCUGAAGAGUGUGCGGCUCCUCUCUGGCUCCCGAGAAAAGGACCGAAAUCUCCGCAGGAUCACCAAGCUGGUGCUGGUAGUAGUGGCAGUCUUCAUCAUCUGUUGGACCCCCAUUCACAUCUUCAUCCUGGUAGAGGCUCUGGGCAGCACCUCCCACAGCACAGCUGCCCUCUCCAGCUAUUACUUCUGUAUUGCCUUGGGUUAUACCAACAGCAGCCUGAAUCCUGUCCUUUAUGCCUUCCUUGAUGAAAACUUCAAGAGGUGUUUUAGGGACUUCUGCUUCCCUAUUAAGAUGCGAAUGGAGCGACAGAGCACCAACAGAGUUAGAAACACAGUUCAGGAUCCUGCUUCCAUAAGGGAAGUGGACGGGAUGAAUAAGCCAGUAUGACUAGUCGUGGAGAUGUCUUCUUACAGCUCUCUAGGUAGAGAAGAGUUCAAUGAUCUUGGUUUAACCCAGAUUACCACUGCAGUCUGAAAUGGAAAGAUGAGGUAUUCAAUAAUGAAGACAUGUCAUGCUCUAAAGUCUUGAAGUUCAGGGCACAUUAGUGAUCUAGCUGAGUAGGGGGAGCAAGUCUGAAGAACAGAGCACAGAGGUCCUGGCAACAAUACACCUCUUUCCUAGGACAGGGAAGCCAGUCUAAUUUCAACCCAUUCAUAAACAAAGAUAAUACUCUUUCUUCUGGUUCUCCUGGUUUAGUUCCCCUCCAUCUGUGUGACCUUCCUAUGCAACAUAGUUCCAAAGCUCUGGAGAAGAAAAGAAAAGAAAAAGCAAAGCAAAACCAAACCAUUGUAUCCAAAGCUUAGUGGACACCAAACUUACCUGCUAACACUGGCAGAAGCAACCUCAGUUAGAAUGAGACCAUGUCAAUGCUCAUACCCUGCUAGGUGGACAUGUUUCAUGUGUGAAAAGAAUGCAUCUUAGUAAGAACUUAGACCCAAGAUGCUGGACAAGUGCAUAGUGGUAGAGAAUAUCAUGUUGACAUUUGUGAAUGUGUUUAAAGUUGUGAAUGCUCUCUUCUCAAAGUGGUUAAUGCCUUGAAAACUACAGUUUGCUACUUAAGAUCUCUGAGUUUUAGCAUACUAUUCAGGCAGGUAAUCUGAGAAAAGAUGUACUGGUGUUAAGAAGUAUGAAGCUUAUAUACCAACAAAGUGUGUGUAGUUUCAUCUGUAAAUAGUCUCUGUGUAAAUAAAGAACAGACCUCCUGUGCAGUCAGGACAUUUCUCAAGGGUGCAUCAGUGAUACCCCUCGAGACAUGGAGAAUUGUUGCUGAGAUACUUUGCUGCCAUGUAAGGUUCUCUGGGACUCAGUCAUGGUGUGAUUUCCUCUGGAUUCCUUGAACAUCAUUUACUCUAACACUGCUCAUAACUUAGUGUUAAUAAAUUCCCAGACUUUGAAUUCAUUCUAAGAUGGUAGUUUUGGUCAAAUCUGCUUUGUGGUAGCAACUGUUUAUAAACACACACCUAUUGCUGAAUUCUCUACUUAUGUAGAGCAAGUUGUUUUGAUCAUGCGAAUCUUCAGAUGUUAUGUUCUGGCUUUCUGCAGGAAGUAGAUUUGCUCCCAAAUAUAUACUGAAGAAUGAAAUGAAGCUUGAGGUGGCUGAGCACAGCUUGCACUGUCUUGGGUAAGGGGGUACCUGUGGAGGUCACUGUCUGAGAAAUCCAUUUAGAAUAUUUUUGCUAACUCUUCCAAAUGACAUAUAAAUUCCCCCUUCUUUAAAACUUGUAGCCAGAGAUAAUGAUGAUUUUUUUGUAAUGUGACUUUAAAGAAGAAGGAAAGGAUAAUUUAGAAAUGACUUCUAUUUCAAAGCUUGUGCAUGGUUAGAGCAGCACCCCUUGGAGUCUAAUAGAGCAUCUAAUGUGUGGACCUGGAUACUAUAGGCAGGGUUCCAUCUGUGAUUUCUCACCACUAGCUGUUUCACUGCUGCUGCUCCCUCUCUUUCUGGAGACCGAGGCAUGCGUGAAGGUAUAACACACUCUGUAGAGUCACAGCCAUUAUGUUUAUCUCUAUUUGGGACUUUUAUGCUACUGGAUUCAAUGGUGACUAGUGACAUUGCAGACACAUUUCCUAAUGGAAAUGAAGUAUUCUUUGGAAUACUUCUUAAAUUUCACAGAAUAGUUAGAUAUUCUGAAAUUCUUUUGUAAUAACACAAAGAUGGAAUUUAUUAAGAAAAUGUGUUAAUGUAGAUUUAAGCGUGGAGGUUAACAGGGGAAGAGAGACAUGUAAAAGGGGGGGAGGUGUAUACCCUAGAGUGGACACAAAAUUCUUUGAAAACUAUAUUAUUAUUAUUAUUAUUAUUAUUAUUAUUAUUAUUAUUAUUGUGAGUGUGUGCAUUAUGGCAUGCAUGUAGAGGUCAGAUGACAACUUUGCAUAAUUAGUUCUCUCCUUUUUACUUUACAUGGGUUCUGGGGAUGGAAUACACAACAUCAGGCUUACAUUGUCAGGUGUCAUAUUCCUUUACUUGUUAUCUUGCCAGCCCAGGCCACAGCUUACUUAAAGAAAGAGUCACCACCCUUGAAUUCUUAUAACUGAAUAUAUAUAAUAAGAAUGACUUAAAUAUUGGGUGACAUUAGCUCAAUAGUUAAAAACCUUGGCUAGUAUACUAAAGGGACACGUAUGUGAACAAAGCAGUUCCAGGAACAAAAACCACUGAAGUAGGCAAUAGAAAUGCUUCUACAGUGCACAAAGAUGGGGGAGAUGUUGGUACAUCUUGCAAUGGAAUUAUAAUAGUGACCUCUUUAAAUUAACACUCUAUAUGCUCUCCUAAUAUCUCUGCUUUCUGCAUUUCUUGAUCCCAUGGAGGGGAGGUAAAUAGCUUAACUGCCCUUGAGUUGAAUUCUGAGCUUCCCUCUUAAACUGAAAGUGGAAAACAGAUGACAGCCACUUUGGGGCACUAGCUUAAGGAAUGAUAAAGAGACUCACACAGGAAAAAAAGUAUCAAUUACAUAUGUGUGUUUUAUUGUUUGAAUACAGACAUGUGCACAUAUAUAUAUGUAUAUAUAUAUAUAAUCAUGUAUGAGAAAGAUGCUAAGGAGCAGUGUCACGAUGCUAAGGAGCAGUGUCAUCCUUCCAUGCUCGAUUGUUUCAAACAGUGCUUUUGUCUAAACCCAUGGCCCCCAAGUGGCUCUCCCUCUCCGAGGUUUCCAGAAGGUUCUUCCAUCACACAAAGAAGGUGUUGCUUGCUAUGUUUGUGACCUCAAGAUCAACUCUACCUGGAUUAUAUCUUCCUACUCUAAUGGCAACUUUUGAAAAACAAAAAUUGCAUAGAGAGAAAUCAAGAAUUUUUUUGGAAAAGGGUUUAAUUUUGUGAUUGAUAUGUUAAAUAGGUGUUAAACUUGUACCCAGCAAUUUAUAGAUAUUCCAUUUCAUACUGGAACAUAAGAUAAAGAAAAUGAGAGAAUACAUUGGCAGGUUUUAAAUGAAAGAAUUUAAAAGAAAACCUAUGACAACGUUGUGUGUCCAUUCUUCAAGAUUUAUUUUUCAAGUAAGAGUUGUUUUGAAGGCUUGGUAUGUAUAUGAAAGUCCCACAAGGGUACAAAUUGGCUCAGGCUAUGACAAAUUUCCUCUCUGAAAGAAAAGUGUGUUCUUUACCAUACAGAUAUUAUUUAUAUCUUAUACUGUUAGAUAGUAAUUAUACAUUGUCUAUAUGAUUGUGUGCCUUGCAAUAAAACCAAAAUUGUACCUGCUAAAAUCAUAA